UUAGGUUUUGUUCUUUUCCCCAUUUCCCCUCUACUCCCCUUCGCCAUGGCGACUCCUAAUCCAAUUCCCACUCCUCUCGUUCCCUAAAUCCCUAUAUAAAAUCCUCUCUCCCAAUAUCUUUUCUCUGUUGUUUCUCCAAUCCAUGGAUAUCUCCACCUCGCCUGUGCUCGAAAGCACCAAUUUUUUCUGCAAAAUCUCCUCUCCAACGAUCAGUUCCCCCUUCUCGAGCUUCCAUAAGAACAACCCACUAAGGAAAUCCCCAAAUGACUCCAUUUUCCUCUUAAAAAACCGAUCUUGGACCCCUUUGGCCGCUUCUCGGCGAGGGAUCGGACCUGUUUCGGCGCGAUUCCGGAGGCCCCUUCGGCGUCGGAACACGUUGAGGGAGAAGAUCGUUCCUUCAAAUGAGGACCAGGUUCGUAGAGCUCCUGAACUGUUUAAUCCUGAUUUUAAGUUAGCGGAAAAGGUUGGGCCUACUUUGGGUUUGGGUACAGAGAAGGACAUUGUGGAAAAUGAUAGGUUGGGAAAUGGAAAUAGUUAUAAAGAUUCAGUUUUGUGGGAUAAAUUGGAGAAUUGGAUCAAUCAGUAUAAGGACGAUUCUGAGUACUGGGGAAUUGGAACUGGUCCUAUUUUUACUGUAUAUAAAGAUUCGGACGCGAAUGUUACGCGUGUUGUCGUGAAUGAGGAAGAAAUCGUUAAAAGGAGCCGAAUCGGAGCAUGGUCUUUUGAAUCGAAGCGAGCUGGGGAAGAGUUCGCAGGUGUGAAUUCUAAGUUAUCUUGUGCAAAAGUUAUCGCGAAAGAUAUUGAGAGCGGGAAAUACAUGCUCCCGAAAAGUAGCUCAAUUUUUAAGUAUGUAGUUGAGGGAAAAAACUCGUCUUUUGCAGAGGGGUUGGUAUUUAUCGCUAAAAAAGGCGAGUCAAUUUUGAAGAUUACCCCUCAAGUUGGGUUCGCUCUGUUAUGUGGUUGCUGCGUGUUCUGGGUCAUGAAAAAAUUGAUUGUGGGGAACGAUAAGGUGGAGUUGAGUAGAGAAGAGGUUGAGAUGCUGAGGAGAAAGAAAAUGUCAAGGAUGAAACGAGAGGAGUUAGAGAAGGGAAGUGUCAAAGUACUCCAGGAUGUGCCGGAGUUGGCAGUGGCUUCCCUAAGAAGGCCAGAGUUAGAUAGGAGUGAGCUAAUAAAAAGCAUUAAGCAAACCGAGGUAUUAAGAGAGAAUUUGAUCCCUAGUCAUUCCAAUGCGAGUUUUCAGAAUGAUGAUAAGAUAAAGGAAAUAAGAGAGAUGGUUAAAAAGGUUCAUGAAUUAGAAAGAGAAAAUCAAAACCAAAAUGAUAAUCAAGUUGAAGCUCUUAAAGAAGCAUCUGAUGAUGUUAGCAUGUCUCGAACCAUUUUGCACAAGGGCCGAAUAGAGAAGGAUAUGAAGUCUUCGGUGGAUAUGAAUAACAAAGGAAUGCUUGAAGAAGAAUCUUUGAAUAACCGCAGUAUUAUUCCUGAAGGAGAACUAUCGAACACAUUUUGUGACAAGAGAGUUAUUAUCGAUACAAAAGUGGAUGAUCGAAAAACGGAUGAAGAGAUUGAUACCAAAGAGAAAGCAAAUAGUGGGUUUGAUGUAGAACAUUCCACUGAUUAUAAGGAUGCUGGCACCUCGUCUUUCAUUGUUCAAACAAAUGAAGAAAAAAUUAGAAAGAAUGAAAUGAGAAGUUCCAAAUCAAAAAAUAGAAAAUCUAAAAGCUCAUCUGGUACUUCUAGCAAAAAAUCUGUGAAAAUUAAGCCGAGAAUCAUAAGCUCCGUCAAGGAAGCGAGGGAAUAUCUAGCUACGAAGCGUAGGACUAAAUUGAAUAAAUCACAGGUAAGUGAUGAGCUUGUACAGAGUGCUGACAUGAUUGGGUCUACGACCGAUGUACUUGGGGCCAAGAAAACAACACUCGGGUCAGAUUCAUUUGAUGAUAAAGCUGCUUUUCUUCCAAAAAAGCCUAGUUGUGAUUAUACUGCUGAAACGAAGUUAAGGGAAGGUUCUUGUUUCAAUGAUUUAUCGACUGCAAAUGAUUCUUCUCAAGUCGAAAGGAAGAAAUAUGACUUCCUAAAUGAUACAUCUGAUCGGAAAUCGACUAAUUCCUUUCUUACCGAGGAAAAUAGUACAUCCUCAUCUUGGGAUCCUCAAUCUAUGUCGAACUCUUCACCAACAAAGACUAUGAAUGGUAAACACAGAAGUUCCAUUCAUAAUGUCACUACCAAUGAAUCCUCAUCUAUUAGUAGUUCUCAAGACUUGGAUGAUUUAAUAGUUGAAAGGCAAUCUGACCAGGAAAAACAAGAGAAAAGCCUCCAAAAUCCAGUUGAUUAUCGUGAACUUGAAAUCAAUGGCAAUAAAUUUGCUAGAAAGGACUGGGCAGCGUGUAUAGAGAAUGAAGUGGGCCCAUCCUUUGAGUUUGACAAGACUAAUGAUUUUUCUUUAUCAUCUGUUGAUUCUUCAAGGGUGUGCAACAUGGAGAAGAAGGAAAAUAACAGUCACCCAGAUGAGGUUGAUGUAUCUGGGGAAACAGGAAAAUCAGAUUCUGUUAGCACUGUGAUAAAUGGCUCUCAGGACAAGCAUGAACUGAAUGGUCCUAAUGUUAAAACAGGGAAAAGUUUAAUGAGUGAAGAGAGUUGGAUUGAAAAGAAUUUCCAGGAAUUCAACCCUAUUAUCCAAAAAAUGCGCGUUGGGUUCAAGGAAAAUUACGUGCUGGCAAAAGAUAAGGCACAAGAGGAGUUAUCUUUAAGUGCUGUUGUAAAUGAAAUGGGAUCAGCUUUGGAGAGUGAGGAACUUGAAUGGAUGAAUGAUGAGAGUCUUCGAGAAAUUGUAUUUCAAGUUCGAGAGAACGAAUUGGCUGGGCGGGAUCCUUUUCAUAUGAUGGAUGCUACUGAUAAGCGUGCCUUCUUUGAAGGCUUAGAAAGAAAAGUUGAGAUGGUCAAUGAAAGGCUAUUGCCACUGCAUGAGUAUUACCAUUCCAGGAUCGAAAAUCUUGACUAUGGAGCAGAUGGCAUUAGCUUGGACGAUCCACCUGAAAAAAUAAUUCCCUAUUGGAAAGGACCAUCUUUUGAUAAGGAUCCUGAAUUUCUUAGUAAAAAGCUUAAGCAAAAGGAAACCGAAAGCAGUCUUUCCAAAGUGGAGGGUUUAGCAAAAUCUAGCAUCCCUUCUCCUAAUGCUUCAGUUGAUAAUAGUUUAAAGAAGUCCGUUGGCGAAUCUUCGAAGAAAACCAAGACACUUAUAGAGUGCAGUGAUGGUAGUACUAGACCAGGUAAAAAAGGAGGAAAGGAGCAUUGGGAACAUACGAAGAAAUGGUCUCAAGGUUUCUUAGAAGUUUAUAAUGCUGAGACUGAUCCAGAGGUCAAAUCCAUCAUGAGAAAUAUGGGAAAGGAUUUAGAUAGAUGGAUCACAGAGAAAGAAAUACAGGAUGCCACGGAUUUACUGACAAAAAUUCCCAAAAGGAAGCGGAGAUAUAUAGAGAAAAAGAUGAACAAGCUAAAAAGAGAGGUGGAAAAGUAUGGUGCCCAAGCGGUGGUUAGCAAAUACAAAGAAUAUUCUGAUGAGAAAGAAGAAGAUUAUCUAUCGUGGUUAGAUCUUCCAUUUGUACUGUGUAUAGAACUGUACACAGUUGAGGAAGAUGUUCCGAGAGUGGGGUUUUAUUCUCUAGAGAUGGCUGCCGAUCUUGAAUUGGAUCCAAAGCAGUAUCAUGUGAUUGCUUUUGAAGAUCCGGGAGAUUCUAAGAACUUCUGCUACAUUGUUCAGGCGCAUAUGGAUAUGCUUGGAAGUGGGAAAGCUUUCGUAGUUGCUAGACCACCAAAGUACACUUUGACAUGGCUUACACCUGAGACUAACCGUCACGAGCGCGCCAUGCAGGAUGCUUUCAGGGAUGCUAAAGCCGGCGGAUUUAGUGUUACGGUGAUAAGAAAAGGGGAGAUAACACUCAAUGUGGACCAAACAUUGGAAGAGGUAGAGGAGGAAAUAACAGAAAUCGGAAGCAAGAUAUACCAUGACAAGAUCAUGCAUGAGAGAUCAGUCGAUGCACGUACAUUACUGAAGGGUGUUAUCACUGCUGACAGAUCUGCCAAAGGAAGAUCAAGAGCAGUACUAAUAAAGUCAACUAAAUCCUGAGUACAUUAUGAGCUCUUCGUCUAACCCGAACUGCACUUGUUGCUACAUAAGAUUAUCGGGAAGGAAUUAUUCCACUUUCAAGGCUGCAACUUAAUGAAUGGUUUUUUUGUUUUGAUUUUGAUUUUGAUUUAUUUUUCUUACAAAUGAUUAUGGAAGCUGAUGAGUAGCAAUUAGAUAAGCAAAGAAAUGGUCAAUAUCUGUUGGAAAAGGAGACUGCUUAUGCACAGGAUGAAGUGAUACAUGAUUUGAGGUUCCUCAACAUUGUGAAAUUUAAUACGAGAAAAUAGGGGACUUCAAUUUCAAUAGUUGUGUCAUGUAUUCAUGUAGUUGUUCUGUAAUGUUGGAUGAGAAUGUACAUGUAACAUGCAUUAUUUUGGAUUGGUUUCGUGUGGCUUCACA
This is a messenger RNA of Ananas comosus (pineapple), 4519 nucleotides long. RefSeq lists its product as uncharacterized. Bases 143 to 4120 code for a protein of 1325 amino acids. The transcript is spliced from 5 exons. NCBI's taxonomy places the organism in Eukaryota, Viridiplantae, Streptophyta, Magnoliopsida, Poales, Bromeliaceae. The record is from RefSeq and is a predicted model, not a curated record.